UCGAACCUUGAUGUCAUGUGUUCUUCUCCCAACAGUUAAAUGAUUCAUUUGACAGCAAAGAUGCAGUGGACGUUGAUUCUGCUCUUCCUGGUGGCUCAGUGUUGCUUCAUUGACUGUCAGCUCUAUCAGUUUCACUACAUUAAAGAGAAUAAAACCUGGACUGAAGCUCAGCAGUACUGCAGAGAGAAACACACUGACCUGGCCACAGUGACUAACAUGAAGGACAUGAAGAGACUCAACAACAUCUCAGCUGGUAGUAAAGACCAAGCUUGGAUUGGUCUGUAUUAUCAAACACAUGGUACCAGAACAUGGCACUGGUCUCUGCCUGGAGUGGAGUUUGAUGAAAGGGAGGCAAACUGGAACCCAGGAGAACCGACUGACAAACAUGGAAAUGAAAUAUCUGAGAACUGUGGGUUUCUGUUUAAUAAUUUUAAGUGGGCAGAUGGAUCUUGUCAUUACACGGAACUUUUCCUCUGCUAUGAUGAUACUGGUAGAAACCAGAAAUACCACUUGAUUCAAGACAAGAAGAGCUGGCAGAAAGCUCAGAUUUACUGCAGAGUGAAUCACACAGACCUGAUCAGUGGAAUGAAGCAGCUUCAGGAUGCAAGAGCGGCGAAUGUUUUGAACUCUGUGGGAAAGGAAACGCACGUAUAUUUCGGUUUGUUCAGAGACGCCUGGAGGUGGUCCGAUGGAAGCAGCCUCUCCUUCAGACACUGGCACAAAGGCUUCAGCAAUCAAAAACCCAACAGCGGACAAUGUGCCGUGUUUAAGUUUAAUGAUAAAGGCAGAUGGAGGAACGAGAGCUGUACGGCCAAGAAACACUUUGUCUGUUACGACGGUGAGGCAUUUCAAUAACACUGAUGAGAUUAAAGGUCGUGACCUUUUGAUGUCCAUAUUAUCAUUUUGGGUUUACUGUGAAGACUUGUU
This is a messenger RNA of Xiphophorus couchianus (Monterrey platyfish), 927 nucleotides long. Its product is annotated as C-type mannose receptor 2-like. The coding region runs from base 40 to 855 and encodes 271 amino acids. The record is from RefSeq and is a predicted model, not a curated record. Lineage: Eukaryota; Metazoa; Chordata; Actinopteri; Cyprinodontiformes; Poeciliidae. The transcript has 3 exons.